ACUAGAUUUUAUAUUUUAGCGCAGAAGUCUCUGAAAGCUUGGGUGAGAAUGGUAGCUAUUGUAUAGCACUGCAGCAGAUCUUGCAACUAAAUACAACAGGUAAACAGAGGGAGAAGAGCUAUAAACUGUAUAGCUGUUGGGUUUUCCAACAAAGCUAAAGUGGCUUUAUUGUUUUAUUGAUGGUUUUUUAGCAUACCUGUUAGCAGUUAAUGCUUAAACAAAUACAAGCUGGACCAAACCACCGAAAUACUCUGGGUACUUUCCCCUGCACUGCAAAUGUGUCAGGAAAGAAUUCCUACAUAGUAAUGCUAGUUCUUCAUUAGCAAGUUGUGGCUUGCAUGCCUCCACAGACUACCAAAACAGGAGGGGGAGAGAGAUGGUCUUUCUAAUAAUCUGGAUUCCAUUUGCUUGCUGCCUUAGAGGUUGUGUCAUCAGUACUGUCCACAGCACACAAGGACUCUGUGUUAUUAAAUGAGACAGUCUGCCAUGUUUUGGACUAAGUAAGUUUUCCACUGAUGCAAAAAUGAGUCUACAUGUGGCAGGACAUUACAGUAUCUACCACACAGUUUAAAAAAUGGGGGAUUUUGGCAGGUGUUUUGUGGAAGCUGAAACAUGAUUCACACUCAUUACAACCACAGUUGUAAAAGGACAAUUAAAAAUAUUUGAACCUAAAUGUAGCAUGUAGCACGGUUCUUAAGCCGUGGACUCUUAUGACUGGAUUAAAUUAAACACCCCUGGUUUUGCUUAUGAAAAAGAAUAUGCCUUUAUUAAUGGAUUUUUUUCCCAAGUUUUUUCCAUAAAUAUGAAAACUUUUCUCCAGUGGAGUAAGUGCCUAACAUGAAAAGUUCAGUUAAUCUGCUUGUUGUAUAACAGUAUAACCUGGAUGGGUUGUCCCUCCUAAAGUAGGCCACUUGCAAACUUUUGAUAUUCCUAAUAGAGUCUGCUAUCCAGGGAAAAAAUUCAAGGCCUUGGCAUGCCUUGCUUGGUUUCUGGUGUAGUUUUUUAAUGGGGAAAGAGAAGGAUUAAAAUGACAGAUUUGGAAUCUUAAAGUUACUUCCUAUGAGGGCUGGUAAAUGAGGCAAAUGGUGAAACAAAUAUUUUCUGUGGUUGUAGAAAUAAGAUGUCAUUUCAAGUCAUAUAUAUCUUAAGUGAUGUUAACAAACGUGAUCUCUUUUACAAACUUCACUUUCCGAUUUCCCUCACUAGCUUUUGCAUGUGAUGAGCACUUCUUCUACCUUAUAGAGAACCAAAAGCAGGGAGAAUGGAACCAAGAGGAGGCAGAUGAGGAAAACAAAUAUGGAAAAUAUCCAAAUCCUGAUGUGAAAUGAGUACAGACUUCCACAAACUCCUUUUUGAAGUUUCCGAGGCUUUGGUCACAGAUGAACUGGUGGCACUGAAGUUCCUCAGCCUGGAUCACAUUCCCAUGAGGAAGCUGGAAGCCAUCCAGGAGCCCAAGGCCUUCUUCGAAGUGCUGCAGGAGAAAGACAUGAUUGAGUCAGGGAACCUGGCCUUUCUUAGGGAGCUGCUCUACUGGAUCGGUCGGAUGGACCUCCUGUCUACCCACCUGGAUUCCAGCCGGGAGCAGAUGGAGAGAGAGCUGCAGGUCCAAGGCAGGGCAAAGGUGUCAUCUUACAGGCAACUGCUAUAUGGAAUUGCAGAGGACUUGACUCCAGAAGAUGUCAAAAAUGUGAAGUUCCUGCUCCAAAAAAAAUUACCUAAGAACAAGCUCCAGGAUAAUGCUUCAAUGUUGCAGGUUUUUCUGGAAAUGGAAAGAAAUAGGAUAAUUAAAGAAGAUGACCUGACAACGCUGAAAGAUAUAUUAAAGCCAUUUAGAGCUGACAUAAAGAAAAAAAUUGAUAUCUAUGAAGAAAAAAAGAAAGAAAAUUAUUCUAAAGAAGAACUCCACUAUCCUGUGUCUGUUUCUCUGCAUCCAGGGGAACAAGGAGCAGAGGGGAAGACAACACACCUGCCUGUGGAAACAUAUAAGAUGAAAAAUAACCCCCGUGGUUACUGUGUGAUUCUUAACAACCACAUUUUUAACAAUCCGCAUUGCAACAGAAAAGGAACAGUGAAAGAUGGAGAGGCUGUGAAGAGGGUCUUUAAGUGGCUUCAGUUUGAGACAAUUGAGCACAUGGAUCUGGAAGCAAAAGAAAUAUAUGAGAAAGUUAAAGAAUACAGCAAAAGAGAUCAUAGAAACAUGGACUGUUUUGUUUGCUUCAUUUUUUCCCAUGGUGAAAAACACAAAAUAAAAGGCAUUGAUGAUGAGUUAGUAAAUAUUAGAGAUUUAGUCUCCUGCUUCAGUGGAUCUAAUUGUCCCUCUCUUGCUGGCAAACCCAAGGUGUUUUUCAUCCAGGCUUGCCAAGGCUCUGUUGGUCAUCCAGCUGUUCCAGUAGAAUCAGACUUUUCUGGACAUCUUGGGACGGAUGCUACUCCUCUGACUUCCAUUCCUGAUCUGGCUGAUAUUCUGGUUGGCAUGUCUACAGUGGAAGACUAUUUGUCCUUCCGGAGUAGUGAGACUGGCAGUGUUUACAUUCAAUGCCUCUGUGACAAGAUGGAGUCGCUUUGCCCACUCCGCAUCGAUCUCCUAACCAUCCUGACUACAGUGAACAAGGAAGUGGGAGGAAAAGAAUUUAAAGUAUGGAAUCAGAUGCCAGGAGGAAAAUUAGAGAAGCAGAUGCCACAGAUAAUAACAACGCUACGGAAGCAACUGAUCUUCGAAAUUCCACAAGGACAGUCAAGUAAAAAGUAGAAAAAUAAGAAUGCAAUCAGUUUAGGCUUCCACAGGGAAGAGACUUUACAUGAGAAAUUAUCUAGAUCUGUGCAGUUAGCCCCAGUCCUUGAAGGACCCAUAGGACCUAAAUUUUAAAAUUUCUAUAUUUAAUCAGUCUUCUGCCACCUGGAUCUGUGGCAGUUGGGUAGGGCUGUGGAAGAGUACAGAUCUGGCUUUUUGUCCUGCAGAAGCAGUGGAGUAUAUUCGGUCUGGGUUUCAGGUGAGGAAGCGUGUGUAGGGUUGUAACUGCCUUACCCAGAGGUCUAUCUUUGGAAGCUAUAAUUUUUCAUGGAAAAUAACAUCCUGAUCCAGAAGGACCAAAAAAACCAUGAUUAUGAUAAUACAGUGGUUCUUUUCCUCCAGAUAUUUAGUUUGGUUUAUGUUAUUAAUUUACUUGGCUAAGCAGCAUUUUGAUGUAAGCUUUUUAACAGUAAAGGUUCUAAUUGGAUUUUUUCUCAGCACUUCCAGGGGCCAGUGUGUCAUGAAUAGCUGUGGAACACUGGAAGGAAGUUCUUUGUACUCUU
Messenger RNA from Pipra filicauda (Wire-tailed manakin), 3294 nucleotides. RefSeq names its product caspase-8-like. Gene Ontology annotation, molecular function: cysteine-type endopeptidase activity; protein binding. The record is from RefSeq and is a predicted model, not a curated record. The transcript is spliced from 8 exons. NCBI's taxonomy places the organism in Eukaryota, Metazoa, Chordata, Aves, Passeriformes, Pipridae. Bases 1325 to 2749 code for a protein of 474 amino acids. Gene Ontology annotation, biological process: proteolysis; apoptotic process; regulation of apoptotic process.